GUUGUUUCUAGUUUCUGGCUGUUAAAAGUUGCUGUAAACACGCACAGGUUUUUGUGUGAACAUAAGUUUUUGCUUCUCUAGGGUAAAUGCCCAGGAGUGCAGUUGCUGGGUCAUGUGAUAGUUGGAUGUUGAUUUUUUUACGAAACUGCCAAACUUGUCCAGAGUGGAUAAAGGGAUUCUGAAGUCAAAAAAGUUUGGCAACCACUGCUUCAUACAAAGGCAUUUAUCAAAACUGAUAUGUGACAUAUACAAUAAGAAAAUUGUGUUGACAUCGUUAAAUAAGGAAAUUUUUCCUCAGCCUUCUGAAGAUUUAAGGGAGUGAUACCUUAUUCUUUGCUCAUUCAUAAAUCACAGGCUGUGUCAUGUUGAUUGCUUUGCAGUGCUACACAUAAACACACAAGAUUUUCUUGUAUAUAUUUGUAUAGUGACACAUUUCAGGACUCUUAGAUUUCAGGCUUGUGUAUGAACCUGAGAACUUUUUUUUCCUUAAGUACAUAGUGUGUCCUAAGAUGUGGGAAUACAAAAGAUAAAAAAGAUACUGUCUUUACCCUCAAAGAGGAGUGGAGACAGAUAAGCAAACAUGCAAUAUAGUAAUUGCUGAAAUGAAGGUUUGUGUGAAGAGCAGCAGGAGCAGAAGGGAAGGGAGGCACACCCAAAAGUAGGAGGCCAAUGUGACUUGACAGAGGAAGCAGAGUUUGACCUGAGACGAAGGAGUGAGGAGUGGGCCAGGAGGAAAUGACAGGGGAGGGUAUUCUUAGACCCUCGGCAUCAGUGAGUCAAAGGAACCACAGAUGUUUCCUGUCUAACUAUACUUUGGUGGUAACCAUGGCUCAUUAUCUUUUUCCCUGGGCUGGAUCUCUUAGGUUAGGGCUAGUGAGGACUCUUUAAAUGUGAGUCAAAAGUAACGUCAAGAGAAAUUAUCUAAAUAAUGUAUAGUUUUGGAGUAUGCAGAAUAACAGUGAAAAGCCAUAGUUCUGAGAGUCUUUGUGAUGUACUAGGAUAUUCUUAUCCCAUAAACCAGGAAGAGCAAUCAUGUUAAUUAUAACAGGAAUUAGGUGGUAAACAAUGUCUUAUAACUCCCUUCCCAUUGCAUUGGCUGUUUUUCAAGAUACUAUUAGAAAUGUGUUGUAAUAUCUUGGCCAAUUUAAUACCUUCUAUCUCUUUACUAUUCCUGGAAUAUUGUUGCACAGAUUGUGCAGUUUAUAAAGAUGUACAUUAUGCUACAUUUUAUCUUUAUAUUUUGGGAAAUGUUUGAGACAUUUAUUUAAAAACUUGUAUUUUCAUAUUUCAAACUGUGCUCAAAGAUAUUACAGAUAAUAUCUGAAAUCAAAAUUAUGUGUAAACAUGAGCAUAUCUUAUAUGUAGAUGUAGUUCUAAUCGCCUAAACUUGCCAGGGGACCCCAGCGUGAGAAGUGGUGUAAGGCGGUACAGCAGACUUGCACUCAAAGCCGAAAGAAAAAGAUCUGCCUGGGCUGGGAGUAGAGUGGUGGGAUUAGGGAUUGGAGAAGUGGAGUCAGGCUGCCUUUCUCCUUUACAAAGCUCUCACUCUGAAGCUUUUCUGAAACAACUUUGCUCUUUCCUGUAAUCACUUAAUUUACUACUGGGUUAUUUUGAAGCAAGAAAAAACAGGGUUUAUCUUCCUCCUUUCUUACUAAGUAAUUACUCAUUAUAUGGCUUUGGGCAGAUCAUAAAAUCUGUCUGAGCUUUGGUUUCUUUGUCUUUAAUGAUAGCUAACACUUAGAUUGCACCUGUGAUUUGCCAGGUACUGUUUUAAGUGCUAUGUAUCUAUCCACACUUAUUUAUUCUUCAUUUUGACCCUUUGAGGUAGGCACUCUUACUACUCCCAUUUUCCAUUUGAGAAGGAAACAGACACAGAGGAAUUGGUAAGGUAACAAGGCUUUUUUUGUAAGUGACCAAACAAGGAUUUGACCUCUCACACCAGAUCCAGGAUCUGCACUCUUAGCUAUUUAUGCUGUAUGACUUUACAGUUCUUCAAUCAAUGUUUAUAAACACAUGUUAGUGAUCCAUCCAUGAUAAUUUUCAUUUCAUGUUUGUUUUAUGGUAAUAUAGAGGUAUUUUGGGGGAGUGGAGCUAAUGCAUUUGUUAUGUGGCAUUUUGAAUGGGAACAUGUUCAUUUUCCUUAUGAAAAGAUGUGAUAAAAUGAAAAUAAUCAAAGAACUAAAAUUAUUUAGAGAUUUAGAAAAUAGCUAAAAUAUAAUAGUCUUAGGAUAAAAUAGCUAAAAUAUAAUAGUCUUAAGAUAAAAGCUUUCUUAGUCAUUAUGUGGGAGGCCAGAAUUGCAGUAUAUUUUCUUGAGGAAAAGAAAAAUUAAAGUGCUAUCACAAACAAAAAGAGCAAAAGAUGCAUGAAUUGUCCUGCUGAGUAGAAACAAGCGUCUGUGGAAAUUCUGUAUUAAAAUACCUAGCUUGAACCAGUCUAUCUGCCUGAGAUAUGUGAUGUAUUUCUUUCCUUCCUCUCACAAACCUUGCCCUGACAUUUAAAAAGUUACGAUGCUCAAAGGGUAAAGAACAAGUUCCAUGAGUUAUAAAAUACAAGGAGUGUUUCUUCUCUUGAUGUGUUGGUACUGAUAGGAGUUUAGAAUACAGGCUGGUGUUAUUGUUAUUUUAUAAUAUUAGGUAGUUUAAAAAACAUGAGUUAAUGUGAGGCCUGCUGUCCCACCUGAAUUUUCUCCAACCCCCUUCUAAUUCAGGCAAUGCUUGUUAAAUCUUUGAAACACUAAUGAUUUUCUAAUAAAUACUCCACGUAAAUAAGCUCGCAAAUUCAUAGGUCAUUGAAGGAGAAUUUUGUUAUUGAAAUACAAAUGCUAGUAGCCUCAACAUGGUGUCUUACUCUUGACUAUUCUUGUGGCUAGUACACUAAAUUCUAGAAUCCUCCUGCCCAAGUGUGCUUUCUGUGCUCCAGAUCUUUUACCCACUUCAUAUUCCCUGAAUUUGCUGUGAACCUUCAAGUUCCUGUGACUUAACUAAUAAUGCUCUUGUCUUGCCUGAGAUGCUCUUGUCCAUUUUUUCUCUCUGCCUCUUGCUUCCUGUCACAGCUCAGCAGGCCGUGUUUUUUCCCCUUUUGAAAGUAUUUCUGGCCACAAAGCCAUCUUUCUCCAUAUUCACAUAACAUCCUGUGCAUAACUUUCUUGGAGUACUUGUUACAUUGAAAUUUUAACAAUGGGUUUUCUUAACUGCCCUCUCCCUGCUUCUUCUUUAUCCAUGUUCAAUGUUUGGUACGUACUAGAGGCUCUGUACAUAUUUGCAGAAGAAAGAAUCCAGAGAGCUGCUGCUCUUGGCGUUGGUUUUUUAUCUCCUGGUGCUUCAGCAGGGGGAAGAUGGAAACCCUUCAAUGGGGGGAGCAUUCCUUGCUAGGCUUGCACUGCACUGCAUGAGGCUGCUGUGAGAGUUUUGUGUUGGAGAGGACAAACACACUCAUACAAAUUGCUGCUCUGAGUAAGCAGGACCAAAUGGAAGUGUGGAAUAAUUUGAGGUGGAAUUUAUAACACUGCUUAUCUGUUUACUUGAAUUACAGCAGAUUUUUUCCUUUAACUGGAAUAAAAUAGUAAUGUAAAACUUUAUUGAGUUUGCACAGAGGUUAUUUAUGUGUUAUGCCGAUGUGUCUUUCUAUAAUCUGUAUUAUAUAGAGAGAAUAUUCAAAUCAUACAUAUUUUGAAAUCCAUUUUUCUUACAGUGCUUAACAAAGGUCAUUUUUAUUAUCAGACUCUGAAUUAUCCUUGAGACUACAUUUCAAAGACACAAUCUGUGGUAUAGUACUAUAAAUGCAUAAAAUCAAUCAGAAGCAAAGAACCAUGACUGGGAUGACAAAUAUAAAUACAAUAAACCUCGAAUUGUAUUACUAUUAGCACAUAAUUAGAUUAAUUUUCUUUAAAACUACCACCAAGAAGUGAAGUAUUUAGAGAUUUGGAGUCAGUAAAACAAACCUAUUGUUUUUUAUGUUAUACUAUAUAAUAUAUGGUAUAUCUUUGCUUUUAAUCAUAAAUUCUUUUUUCAUCAAGAACUUGGCAGUGUAAGUCAUUCUUCUUAGCCAACUAGCAAAUUAGUUAAUUUAAUUUUUAUGACUAAUUUAUUACCUGAUCUGAACUUUUAGGUUUUUACUAAAACAUGUUAGUAAUAUUAUAUUGAUACUUUUAACCUAUCUUGAUUGAUAUUAAUUACUUUGUUUAUUUUGCUUAUCCAGAAAAAACAGACCUUGGAUUUAGUCAGAGACAUCACUGUCUAUCAAAGGAAACCAACCUUUAAGUGGAAGCCCAACAUAUAAGGAGACAGAAACUGCUUCAACUGAUUCAAAAUGGGAACGACAAGUGAUGAGAUGGUGUCUGUGGAACAGACCUCCUCCUCCUCCCUAAACCCCCUGUGUUUUGAAUGUGGCCAGCAGCAUUGGACGAGAGAAAACCACUUGUACAAUUACCAGAAUGAAGUGGAUGAUGACCUAGUCUGCCACAUUUGCCUUCAGCCUCUGCUGCAGCCACUAGAUACCCCCUGUGGACACACAUUCUGCUACAAGUGCCUCAGAAACUUCUUACAGGAGAAAGAUUUCUGUCCAUUGGACCGGAAAAGACUUCAUUUUAAGCUGUGUAAGAAAUCUAGUAUUCUAGUUCAUAAACUUCUAGACAAAUUGUUAGUUUUGUGUCCAUUUUCUUCAGUGUGCCAAGAUGUAAUGCAACGCUGUGAUCUGGAGGCACAUCUUAAAAACAGAUGUCCUGGAGCUUCUCAUCGGAGGGUUGCCCUGGAGAGAAGGAAAACUAGUAAAACUCAGACAGAGAACGAGAAUGAAAAUGGACCCACUAUACUGGAUCCUCCCGGUACUUUGUCAACAGAAACAGACUGUGCGGGCACAGGCACAGUGCCUCCCGAGCGCCACUUGACAUCAGCCUCUCUUCCCUCAUGGACUGAGGAGCCUGGCCUUGACAACCCUGCCUUCGAGGAGAAUGCUGGAGCCGACACUACACAACAACCACUUAGUUUACCAGAAGGAGAAAUCACCACUAUUGAAAUUCAUCGGUCCAAUCCUUACAUUCAGUUAGGAAUCAGCAUUGUGGGUGGCAAUGAGACGCCACUGAUUAACAUUGUUAUCCAGGAAGUCUAUCGGGAUGGGGUCAUCGCCAGAGAUGGGAGGCUCCUCGCUGGAGACCAGAUUCUUCAGGUCAACAACUAUGAUAUCAGCAAUGUGUCCCAUAACUAUGCCAGAGCUGUUCUUUCCCAGCCCUGCAACACACUGCAUCUCACUGUGCUUCGAGAGCGGCGCUUUGGCAACCGGGCAUACAACCAUUGUGAUGGUAGCUCUCCGCGAGAAGAGAUCUUCCACGUGGUUCUUCAUAAACGGGAUUCUGGUGAACAGCUUGGCAUUAAAUUAGUCCGAAGGACAGAUGAGCCAGGUGUUUUUAUUCUUGACCUGUUGGAAGGAGGGCUGGCUGCCCAGGACGGGAGGCUCAACAGCAAUGACCGAGUGCUGGCCAUCAACGGGCAUGACCUGAAGCAUGGAACGCCGGAGCUGGCUGCCCAGAUUAUCCAGGCCAGUGGAGAAAGGGUGAAUUUAGCAAUUGCCAGACCAGGGAAACCCCAGCCUACUAAUACCAUUCGAGAAGGGGGAACUCACAGCAGCAGCCAGCACCAUGCACAGCCGCUGUACCACAGCAGACCGAGCUCACACAAGGAUCUUACUCAGUGUGUUACAUGCCAAGAAAAACACAUUACUGUAAAGAAAGAACCACACGAGUCCCUUGGAAUGACGGUUGCUGGGGGUAGAGGCAGUAAGAGUGGGGAACUGCCCAUCUUUGUGACCAGCGUGCCACCCCAUGGCUGCCUCGCCCGGGAUGGCAGAAUCAAGAGAGGUGAUGUGCUGCUGAAUAUCAAUGGCAUUGAUCUGACCAAUUUAAGCCACAGCGAGGCUGUGGCCGUGCUGAAAGCCAGCGCUGCCUCCCCUGCUGUUGCCCUUAAAGCACUCGAGGUCCAGAUUGUGGAGGAGGUGACUCAGACCACAGAAGAGCAGCCAAGUACUUUCAGCGAAAACGAGUAUGAUGCUAGCUGGUCCCCAUCGUGGGUCAUGUGGCUUGGGCUCCCAAGUGCCCUUCAUAGCUGCCAUGAUAUAGUUUUACGAAGAAGCUACUUGGGAAGUUGGGGCUUUAGUAUUGUUGGUGGCUAUGAAGAGAACCACACCAAUCAGCCUUUCUUCAUUAAAACUAUUGUCUUAGGAACUCCUGCUUAUUAUGAUGGAAGAUUAAAGUGUGGAGACAUGAUCGUGGCUGUAAAUGGCCUGUCAACUGUGGGCAUGAGCCAUUCCGCAUUAGUUCCCAUGUUGAAGGAGCAGAGGAACAAAGUCACCCUGACAGUUAUUUGUUGGCCUGGCAGCCUUGUGUAGAUUUUUGGAAUUGGUUUUGAGUCUUGCGUCUUCCUUUUUUUUUUAGGUUUGUGAAAGAAACCCCUUUUAUUUCAUUGUGUUUCUGGUUGUUAGGAGCUGCUGACACAGCUGGUAUACAUGGGCCAAAAACCACUAAGAUUAUCCGUGUAUGUUUAUUUAAAUGUUUUCCUAAAUUUAGUUAACAUUUCUUUUAGCUUGGAAAUAGUCUUCCACUAACCCUUAUGAGUUUAUAUUUUCAGAAUUCAGACUCACAGUUGUCAAACUAUUGCAUGUAGUAAUGAGCGAAGUCCACCCAAACUGUGACCCAGCCAGCUGGAGUAGGGAACUUCUGGCGGAUCUUUGUUUCAAUGCCUGAAUCGUAGAAUGAGUUAUGUAUCUCCCAAGACUGGUGUCAGUGAAGCCGGCAACAGCAGCCUGUACCGCCAUUGUUGUAACCAAUGCCGUGAGUGGAUACAUUUUAAAUUCAGGUGAUAAACGUUCCCCAUUUUUCAUCGGUGCCAACAUUUCAACACUUCAUCCUGUUUAUAAAGUGAUUUUCUGGUUUGUUUUAUUUAUACUCUAAUCUCUCAAUACUAAUAGAAGAUGAAGAAGUAAGUCUGACACCACUACAGAGAUGCUUUUUAAAAUAAUGUACUAUUAUUAGAAUAGUAGAGAAUAAAAGAUACUGUUAUCUAGUGACAGAGGAAUUUGGACAGUAAUUACAGUUUAGUGCUGGAGAUGGUAAAAGCUGCAUUUACUUGAACAGUUCAAAAGCAUUAAAGAUCCAUUUCCAAAGGAAUGUUUUGCUAUAUAGGAAAAUUUUGAAGUAAUUUUUGCUAAAAAUCAUUUCUAGAGUUUGUAUUAUACUUAUCAGCAAUCUUGGCUGGAAAUGUUUUUGUGAUUUAUGCAAUUAAACUAGAUGAUAAAGAUAAAACCAUAUUGCUAUUAAAUACACAAAUAUAUAUCACAGCUAAGUAGGACAGGGGAGAUCUUUUUAUUUUAUUCAGAUAGGAGUCUUUCUUGAAUGUUUUAGGAACCCUCAUAUUUCCCAUUAUUUCUUAGGAACAUAAUUGUUUCAAGUUAGAGACUGAAAAGUUCUGUUUUUAUCUAAAAUAGUAGGUUUUAGAUGUUAGUAUCUUUUAAUCAGCUCUUGGUCACUAGACUAUUUCAUAUUUUUUUGAAAUGUUUUUGAAAACUAUGACUAGCCCAUUUUGUUUGUCCUCAAUUCAACAUGGUUAUCUUUUGGAAAACACAUAAGUGAAUAAGAGAAAAAUAUCUUUACCGUAUUAAUAUUAUGCAUACUUGAAAAAAGUUUCAUUUAGAAACCUAGUUCAGAAUCUGAGCUAAUUUACAAGUGACCUCUGUAAUAAAUGGUAUUGAUAAUCAGAGAAUGUAUUUCAAAAUACUACAGUACAGUAUAUUAUGAAGCAUGACCACUUUCAAGCUUAGCAAUUGCAUUGCUGGAGUUUAUUGUAUCUGUAGCAUGUCACUGAUUACUUCAGUUCCUUUUGUAAUGAGUUUUUAAAACAUAUCUCUUUAGAAUAAGUAAGAUAUGGCAACAAUAAUUGCUAUUGACUUGUUCAACCCCUUAGCUACACUGUAUGUUCAACAUAUAACCAAGAUACAGUGGAAUGCCCCAUACAGUACAUUACUGUUAUGUGACGGUCGGCUUUGGAAGCAAUUUGAUAUUUAAAUGCUUUGAUAUUCUAAUUGACAUGGAACAAGUUGUUUUCUGCUCCCCAAAUAGAAUUUUGUAACCAACUUUGCUAUUUUUUUAAAGUUUGUAAGGAUGUGUCAUUUCUUGGGGGGGGUAGCCAUCCAUCAGCAAAUAUCCUAACUGCUACUUUGUUGCAUGUAAAAUACUUACAUUGAACCCAGUGGCAUAGUGAGUAUUUUGAAAGAAGAAAAUUUUUUCAAUAUUAUUUUUAUCAUGAAAAUCUUGGAAUCAGCUUCAGCUGUAGCCUUUAUGACAAAAGACUGUCAUUUCUGGUCAGAAUGAUAUUUGGUGAUGGAAACUUGUUCAUAAUUUAUUGUUACUGUAGAACUAUUUGGAUUUUCUCAUUUUAAGCUCUGAUAGUUAAAUAUCUUGAUUUGUUCUGUGCCUUCAGUUUAAAUUAUUUCAGGAUUUUCCAGACGUGUUUAAAUAAUGGUGUCAUAAUAAUUCAGGAUGGAAAUAAAAGUCCUCCUUUC
Messenger RNA from Microcebus murinus (gray mouse lemur), 8548 nucleotides. Lineage: Eukaryota; Metazoa; Chordata; Mammalia; Primates; Cheirogaleidae. The record is from RefSeq and is a predicted model, not a curated record.